AUGGGGGAGAAAAGCAAGAAAAGAAGGCUUCUCAUAAUUCAGGCAAGGGAUGCUUUGCCCUCGCUGAAAAUCGCUCACGAACAAGUCAAUGCAGGCGCCAAGGAAAAUCCAGAGUCGGCGGGCUCCAUUGAGGCUACGGAGCAAGAGGCAGAGCAGGCCAAAAACCUGCAGCAGGCUCAGGGAAUGCCCCCGCAGCAAUCAUUUCACCAGGUCAACUCGCGCUACGGAGCGAAUGGCACGCGGUUGUCCAAUCCACAUCACAGCAACGAAAUUCACACUGCAAUUGAGGCUGCUCGGUUGCGUCUCACUCCACCAAGGAAGACAAUAGUAACCACUAGCUUGCUCGACCAAGAGGGCUUUGCAGGAGACCCUGGCACGUCCGAGUUUAUUAAUGACGAAGAGAAGCGCACAGAUAAUUCUGAGCUUGCAGGAACCCCAAACACCGAAGGAAUGGCGAGUAGGGAAGACGCCCUUGCCACCGAUGAAGUAGAGGCAGCAGGCGAAAUCUCGGCAGCUGAGAAAGAAGCAGCAAGAGCGCAAGCCUCACUAAAGGAAGAGAACAGACUUCUCGCCGCGGCUGAGGAGGCUGAACAGGCGCAAAGGGCGCUUAAAAUAUGUGCGCAGGGAUCCUUCCUCAGCUGCCGGCAAGGGCAAAUACGACGCCCUAUUGAGGAACCUCACGCAAGAGUUAUUUCCGGAAUCCCACGCUCUUGCGUGGGAUUCCGGAAAUAA
Messenger RNA from Eimeria acervulina, 732 nucleotides. RefSeq lists its product as hypothetical. Lineage: Eukaryota; Apicomplexa; Conoidasida; Eucoccidiorida; Eimeriidae. The transcript has a single exon. The coding region runs from base 1 to 732 and encodes 243 amino acids. The record is from RefSeq and is a predicted model, not a curated record.